AUGGUUGUUGACUGCUCGGAAUCAUCAAAUUGUUCGCUUCAUCACGUGGAAGUCUUCAAUGAAAAAAUUUCUUCGUUUGUUCCUAUGUCACUAUGGGAAACAUUGUCUGAUCUAUUAUAUUCUUCAACAUCUGUUGCUGCUGAUUUGGUAUGUUUAGAUUCAUCAGAUCGGGUUCUAACACGAUUUAUGACAAAUGUAGUUAAAGGUUUUGAAAAAAAUUAUGAAAUCAUUCCAGAAAAAUUGGGACCAGUACGUAUUUAA
Rotaria sordida is the source of this 261-nucleotide messenger RNA. The record is from the annotation of a GenBank genome assembly. Lineage: Eukaryota; Metazoa; Rotifera; Eurotatoria; Philodinida; Philodinidae.